Messenger RNA from Caenorhabditis auriculariae, 4801 nucleotides. Lineage: Eukaryota; Metazoa; Nematoda; Chromadorea; Rhabditida; Rhabditidae. The record is from the annotation of a GenBank genome assembly.
AUGGCCGCCUCCCCUCUACUUAUACUCAACUCGAGGAGAAGUGUGGGUAGUCGAGCAGACGGCCGUCGAAAAGAGACUAAUUUUGGGCGGUUGAGUGAGAUGCCAGCCACAUGGUCACUGGUUCAAUGGGCCGGAAUGGUCAGAAGUUUUGCGUUUUUUUUUCUUUUCUAUUUGAGGAUUACGGUAGUCUUGGAUACUUAUUUCAGAAUCUUGGAAAACAACUUUUCAAUCCUUUUUAUGUUUUGUCUUCUGAAAUUUUCGUUUUUGGUGCGUCUUUAAGGACUAUUUUUCUAACUUUGGAAGCCUAACUUAUUGUGGAAGCAUUUCUGAAGUAUGAAGAAAGUUUUAAGAUUUUUUUUAUUACUCUAGUCUUAAACACUUUAUUUAAAACCUUGAAAAUCACCUUUUAAGUUUGUUAUUUUUAGUCUUCUGGAUUUUUUUUUCUUCGUUUUUUCCAAUUUUUUUUUUUGAAGUUUUAAUGAAGGAACAAGCUACGAAGUGGGUUUUUAGAAGAUUAGCGAAACAGUGUGUGAUAACGAAUAAAUUCUAAUGAUCAGUUCUAUCGGUGCUUCUCGUCUCGAGAAAUUCUUUAAAAUUGUCCGUGAUUAUCUUAGCAAGCAUUUUCGAAUGGACUAUUUGAACUUCUUCUGAAACAUUUUCGAUCCAUGUAACGCUAUUUUUAGCCAAUGUAUAACGGCAUAACCGACGGAAAAAGCGGCCAUUGUCGGGGGCGAAUUUCAAACAAAACCGACGACGACGUUUUGGAAGCUUCGAAACGGCCCUUGGUAGCCGACAAGAGUGCACUGAAGAGUCCUUUUCCGCAGAGCGGCCAGUGUUGGGUGUUCCUUGCCUUUUUCUCACGCCGCUUCCAAGCUCCCUCCCGAUUUCCCGUGCUCUCUCGUCGGUCUGAACGCCGUCUCCUCUGUCUAUCGGUCAUCUCUGCCCCCUCUCGCCCCUCCGCCACCAGGCGUUUCGGAUGGUGGACAAACCCGCCACCAACCGGCGACCCAUACGCUCUUCUCUCACUCAUUUUUAGGUUCUUCUCCUGCUUUUUUCCUCCUAUUCCUUGUUUUGAUGAGUUCUGAACUUGAAGAUGAUGAUCUACAGAUUGCUUCUUGUCGAAAUGAGUUUUUUUCAAGUCGAAAUUUCUUCUAAAUUUUAAAAAUUUAUCUCCAAUCAUUUUUUUUGGCAAGUGAUUUAUCAUAGCCAAAUUCGCAUAUUUUAAAUUAGAAAUACUUAUUUUCCGAUUUUAAUCCUUUUUUUUCCUUCUUGUAGUUUUGUGGUUAGUUUUGCACUUGAAGAUGACCUUCUACUGAGUACUUCUAGAAUUUUUCAAGAUUUCUGACGUUUUUCGUUCAUUUAUCACUUUUUUUUUUAGACUUUCACUCUUUUUUUGCAGUUUAGAAAGCUCUGGCUAUGAAAAUGAUCAUCUACAUGUUGCUUCUGACAAUUUUCAAACUUUUCAUUCACAUUUUUCUAUUUUCAUUGUUUAGGUUUUCAUUAUUUAUUUUCCUUAACUUUUUGGAAAUUUGAAAAAAACCCUUCUUUUAUUUGAAUAAUAACUUUCUUAUCAAAAAAAUGUUUUUUUAUUUCGAUAAAAAAAGUCAUGUGGGUGUCACAUAAACCAUUAUAUAGGACCAUAUUGAAAAAAAUACGGGCUUGAGAAUGGAAAAAAAUUUCCUUUCAAACUUUUUUUGAAUUUUUCCUUUCCGGUGACUUUUUCUUUCAACUUUUCGUCUUAAAAAAAUAAAAAAAGAGGUAUUCAAUAAUUUAUUUUUGGACGGGAAGCUAUUAUUCUACUAACUUCUUGAAGCUGAGAACUGAGCUUCAAAAAUAAUUAGUUUUUAAUGAAUUUACCAUCAAGCUUCGAAACUGAUUUAAAAAAAGGUUGUUCAAAAAAAUAUUUUGCCUUUUUCAAAUAUUUCUCUUUCGCACCAAAAAAAGUAAAAUCACUUAUCGUUCCACGAAGACUGAGAGAACCGAGCCGUAAAUUUCGUACGAAAGAAAUUUCUAAAAAAGACUAUAACGGGCCGCUCUUUUCUCAUCUUUUAUGCAUCCAUAAAAGAUAUAUUCUCCACUUUUUCUCGUUUUGAUGAUAUUCUAAGCGUUCUUCAGUGUACCACUCUAAACUUUCUUGGAUUUGUUUGGAAUGUUCUCAAAUUUCUGCCAGGCUUGGAUUUCACCCAAUUUAAAGUGUAAAUGAAAUCGGGUUCGAAAGAGUUCCAUUUGGAAAGAAGAAUGAGAAAAUUUGAUUGUUUUUCUCCGGCCACCAGUUCUUCAUCCAUUCUGAAUAUUCAAUUAUUUAUCUGUUUCAUAGCGCUUCUCUUCCCUCAAAAUUUCGUACUAGUAUUUGCCAGAAAACUUUCGAGUGGACUUUAAGAAUCAGGUAAAUGAAAAACAUUGCAAACACAAAAACCCACUGAGCAAAUAGAAAAAGUCGGCGGCCUGUACGGUUUGCGCUUGACCAAUAAAAAAAGCUUUUGCCUGGCCUCCAAAUGUUCGAAAAACACGAAAAAGGUAUUUUUCUGCAUUUUUAGGCUACAGUGUACUGGAGGGUUGCGUACACCAUGCACAGAACACGUUUUAUUUCACGCCACUUUCUUGAUUUGCACUAUUUUCCUCUAAAAACGAUUUUUAUCGUUUUUCGCCUUCAUAAUUGGACAGAAAGUUGUUAACCUUGUUAAAUCGUUUUCGUGUGUUUUUCUUUAACCUCUCGGCCCGUUUUAUUCUGGCCGAACUGUUAUCGCCCUCAAUUUUUCCUCCGUCGCCUUUUUCCAAGAAGUUUUCUCCGUUUCACUGACCUCAUAAUCAUAAGAAAACUUGAUUUUUUUUUCCAGGGGACAUAGAUAAAAGAAAAAAUUUUCACUUGUCUCAUAUUUUCUGUUUCUUCUUGAGGAAUUAGGCGCAGACUUAUUAUGCGCCUUUUGGGGUUUUUGAUUCAGGGCUGACAGCUUGAACUCGAAUUUUCUUGACAGGUGCCAAUGGGCAGAAAUUUGAGCCCCAUCAACACAUUUUCAACGCUGGGCUUGGAGCGUGGAGUAUUUAUGAUGUACUUUCGAAGUCUUACGUAUUAUAGUGAUUUAUUUUUGUCUCAAGUUUUUGGUAUACAUAUUUUUUUCGUUGUUUUUUUCCCUCAAAACUUGUGAUUUCUGAGAAGAAUAUUAAAAAAAUGGAAGAACUCUCAUUUUCUGUGUUUUUUUGUUACUUUUUUUCACAAUUUUUUUCGGUUAUUAGCCUUUAUUGAAUAUUUUCAAUUAUACGGGAAAUAUUUUCAACAGGCGAAAUCUCUGAAAAAAAUGCUCUAAAAUGGCCAAUCUUUGUGAGAAAUCUAUUGAAUUGCUUUUGUUCUUGAAGAGUAACGGAAAAAUGUUAUUUUUGAAAAUUGCCUAAUUUUCAACUGUUUCUCAUGAUUAUCUUAAAUAAUUAUUUAAAGAAAAGUUCAAAACCUCAAAUGUAUCAUAUUUCUAACAAAAAACUGUCUUCCCACCUGCUCUGACUCACGAAUGUUUAUCUCGAUUUUCACUGCCUUUGUUGGCUUUUUUUCGCUCUCUUUUCGUACAACUUGAAGCUUUCGGAGCCGAUAAUUCGUUUUGAUACUCGUCGGAAAAUGUAUUCUGAAUGGAUUCUGGGGAAGGCAAGGCGAUGAUGACGGCCGUCUGACCUCCUUUCUUUCCCGCCGGCCAUUUUCCGCCCUUUUUCUUCGUUCGCCACUGAUUUUCACAAUCGCUUUUCCGUUUUCUUAUCAUCGGUCUAUGAUUUUAGGUUUUUCGUGGGUUUUAAAGUGGGCCUUGAGAAAGCUAGUUUUUUCGCAGUUUCUGAGGCUUGAGAACGCAGCAUUUUUAACGGCACCUUGAUAUUGGAAAAUAUAAAAAAAAAGAAACUUUUUAUUUGAUUUUGACGGUUUUAAAUAGUUUUAUAUUGGUUGCAUUGAAAAAAAGGUAGAGUAUUGAAGUUUAGGAUGCUCUUUUUUUCAAUUUGGUUUUUUUCUUUAAAAAUUUGGUUCUCCACGUCUCCUUUAUGUACACAGAAAAAGUUUUUUUUUUCUUCAAUAAUCCCUUUUUUCGCAUUUCAAUCAGUUCCGGCCACCUUCUUGAACAUACGUUUUAUCAAUUCCAGCUUGUUUCUCUAAUCGUUUCCUCAAAUUUUUACGAUUUCCGCGGUUUUUUGAAACUUCAAACGGAAAAUCUUCAAAGAAAGCUCAAUUUUUUCAGGCCCAGAGAAAUAUUCGAAUGAAAGCGGGCUACGAACCUUGGCCAGUGCUAAACUUCCAUUAGAACCUCGGGUGAUUUCUAAUUUUCUUUUUUUUGACUUCGAAAAAAAAGUUGAAAUAAUAUUCUCACACAUUUUUGCCACAUGUUGGGAGGUCUAUUAAAACUGCCUUUUUUCCCAAUUUUCCGUUUUCUAAUGGAAAAAACAUGUGGAGUUUUUGAUAGCUUUUCCUAUGCAUUGAAAUUGGAAUCUUUUGAUUUUUGUUCAACUGUUGGAAGACCUUCCUUUUUUUUUUGAAUUUUGGAAGCCUGUUUUGUUGUAAAUCGGGAACAGGAAUCUGAAGUUGACCUUAAAAUAUGAAGGUUAUUGAGAUUUUAUGAGAAAAAAAAUGUUUUGACUGCGAAUAGUUGAAAGAAAAAUUGAUUUACAAAAGCUUCACAAUGAGAAAGUUGGCGAUGAAUUCUCAAAAAGCAGAUAAUUUUCAUAAUUUGUUCGUUAAUGAAAUAAUUUUCUUCUCUGAAAGAGAGCUAAAUGGAAUAAAAUCGACGCCUCCUUGCCAGUUUUCCAUGAAUAUGAACUUGUUUUGCAGUAG